Messenger RNA from Triticum dicoccoides, 1456 nucleotides. RefSeq lists its product as uncharacterized. NCBI's taxonomy places the organism in Eukaryota, Viridiplantae, Streptophyta, Magnoliopsida, Poales, Poaceae. The transcript has 3 exons. Bases 172 to 1272 code for a protein of 366 amino acids. The record is from RefSeq and is a predicted model, not a curated record.
CAACCGUAGAAAUUGCCUGCCCCCCUGGGUAGCAUAGGCUAGCUACGAUCGAUCGAUCGCUCGACGAGCUAUUCUUGCUCGACAACCGUAGAAAUUACCUCCUCGUAUUCUUGCCGAUCGAUCGCUCGACGAGCUAGCUAUCUAUCUCUGCGUCGUGGUUCGGAGAGAGCUAUGUCGAUGGGGUCGGUGAAGGAGGGGAGCCUGAAGCUGAGCGGCCACCACGUGGUGCCGUUCUUCCUCGGGGCAGCUCUGCCCACGAUCCUCCUCUUCGUCUUGGCCUCCGACCGGGUGGGCGAGCAGCUGUCCAGCGUCUCCGGCAGCUGGCUGGGGAACAGCAACGGCGGGACCCCAGGGACGGCUCCGGCACCACAGCAACAUGAGGCGGAGAGAUUCCCGGGCCUGGCCCAGCUGCUGCCGAAGGUGUGCACGGAGGACCGGACGGUGAUCAUCACGUCGGUGAACGAGGCGUGGGCGCGGCCGGGCUCCCUCCUGGACCUCUACCUCGAGAGCUUCAAGAACGGCGAGGACACCGCGCACCUCCUCGACCACCUGCUCGUGGUCGCCCUCGACCCGGCCGGCUUCCGCCGGUGCGCCGCCGUGCACCCGCACUGCUACCUCCUCGAGGUGACCACCGUGAACCUCACCUCCGCCGCCCGGUUCAUGUCCAAGCAGUACCUCGAGCUGGUGUGGACCAAGCUGGAGCUCCAGCAGCGCGUCCUCGAGCUCGGCUACAACUUCCUCUUCACCGACGCCGACAUGAUCGUGCUCCGGAACCCGUUCCGGCGGAUCCCGGUGUACGCGGACAUGAGCGUGUCCUCCGACGACUACUCGGCGGCGCGGGCGCGCCCGCUGGACAACCCGCUCAACACGGGGCUCUACUACGUGAAGGCGACGAGCCGGGGCGUGCGCAUGCUCAAGUACUGGCGGGCGGCGCGGGCGAGGUUCCCCGGCGCGCACGACCAGUCGGUGUUCGGCAACAUCAAGCGCGAGCUCGUCCAGAAGCUGGGGGUCACCAUCGAGCCCCUGGACACGGUCUACUUCGGCGGGUUCUGCGAGUACCACGACGACCUCGCCAGCGCCUGCACCAUGCACGCCGACUGCUGCGUCGGCGUGGACAACAAGGUGCACGACCUCAGGGACGUGGUCGCCGACUGGAGGAGGUACCGGGGCAUGGCGCCGGAGGAGAGGAAGAGGGACGGCCGGAAUAUGACAUGGACGGUGCCCGCCCGGUGCCGGAGGUCCGUGAACUGGCGCAAACCCGUGCACCCCUGAUGGCAGCUGCAGAUCGAUUGAUAACUGAUAUACUAUGGUCUGUUGACGGCAUUGCCCAGGAUUUGUGCACACGUACUGAAUAAAUUGUUGAAAAAAAAUACUCAAUCAAGAUGUUUAUUUAGGCCCGGAUGCAGCUGGUGUUUUCUGAAUGUAAAGCUCUUGUUGCAAGCUUAACAAAGGUGGA